Stereum hirsutum FP-91666 SS1 is the source of this 2449-nucleotide messenger RNA. RefSeq names its product MFS general substrate transporter. Gene Ontology annotation, cellular component: membrane. NCBI's taxonomy places the organism in Eukaryota, Fungi, Basidiomycota, Agaricomycetes, Russulales, Stereaceae. The record is from RefSeq and is a predicted model, not a curated record. Gene Ontology annotation, biological process: transmembrane transport. The transcript has 12 exons. The coding region runs from base 422 to 2194 and encodes 590 amino acids. Gene Ontology annotation, molecular function: transmembrane transporter activity.
AUGACUGGGUCCCAUGGUGCGUCCGACCAUUCGUUUUGACCUACACAAUUGUUUCAGUGCCCCUUUAUAGAGCCAUGACUGUGAGUGGAAUCCUCUUCAAGCUCAACCUGACCCACCGACCAGGACAGUCGCCCCGGUCUAGCCAAUAGGCAGCUGAUUCCCGGGGCCAUCACAGUGGACACGACGUAAACGGUAGCGCUCUCGGUCUCAUCUCCCUGUGGUCCGGCAUUAUAUACGAGGUCAGGCGUUCGCGGACAGAUUCAUCACCAAGGUCAUCAGAAGUGUAAAGGAACCCAGCCUUAUGCGGCAUGCCUUUCCGCGUCGUGGGUUCUACGAGGCUAUAAAAUUGCCUGUCCUAUCAGUGCGACAGAGCUAGUUUUCUCCCCGCUUCCCCUAUCUGCGCUCCAGAGCCUUGUCUACGAUGUCUGCGAUCGUAAGCAUUGUUGAUAGUAGCUUUCAGGCUCAUGCGGAGCAAGAUGUCAGUGAAGCUCGCGUUAGCGAUGUCGAGUCUGAUGGUGAAGAUCAUCGUACAGCACGCCCCCCGGCGACGCUGUCCGAAAACUCCGCUCUCGAUAACCAGACUGCUUCUCCAUACGAGCUUCCUACGUUCCUCUCUGCCCCAAGCGCUCGCAAUCGUCGUCGCUCUGAGAUUGCGUUUUCACGUCCUCCUCCCAAGUUUACUAUUUAUGAUCCCAGCUCUCACGAAACUAGCCUGACGGAAUCUCAGGCUCAUGCCACGCUACGGUCCUACGAACUUUCAGAUAUCACGCCCCAUGUCACCGAUAGGCUAGGCUACGUUGGAGAGGAAGACAUAGAGGUCGGUAAGAAUGCCAAGGGCGACUCAGCUGCUGCGACUCCUAGGGAGCCCUCCCUUGCUUACGAGCAGGACGAGGAGACUCGGCCUUCCGCGGCGCAGAGGGCGAAGUUCAAGAAGUAUUCAAGGAUCCAUAUGGCAGCUUUGUGUUGGUGUUUCUACUUGGAAGGCUGGAACGACGGCACUACGGGCCCCUUAUUACCUCGUAUUCAAGAGUUCUAUAACAUUGGCUUCGUGGUCGUGUCCAUGAUAUUUGUUGUGAACUGCGUCGGUUUCGUGGCAGGUGCUACCGCGAAUGUGUGGCUGAGCGACAAGCUUGGCUUCGGCAAGGCGAGUCAUGCUUCUCGGUUAGCUGUCGUUUCUCGCGUCAAGACGGUGUCACUUGAAUUAAACAUCGUUCCUACAGGUGCCGUCUGUCAAUGUAUUACCUACGCUAUGCAGAUCCCAGAGGGCCCUUUUGCUGUACGGGUCAUCGCCUACGGUAUUGCCGGCUUUGGAAUCGCUAUACAAAAUGCUGGUAUAAACGGAUAUGCUGGUAGUCUGAAGAAAGGUACUGCCAAAAAGCUUGGGCUCCUGCACGGGACAUACGGUAUCGGUGCAUUCACCGCUCCCCUGGCCGCGACCUACUUUUCUACCGCGGAUCACUGGACCUAUCACUUCCUCAUCUCCUUGUGUCUUUCGGUCUCGAACAUCCUUGUACUUGCGUUGGUGUUCCGUGGCCGAACACAGGAUGAGAUUAUGAUCGAGGAAGGAGAGGAGCCUGGAGAGGUUCAAGUCGUCGAAGUAGGGGCUGUGCGCGAGAACAAAUUCAAACAGAUAUUCAGUUCGAAGAUAGUUCAUUACAUGGCGCUAUUCAGCAUCAUCUACAUUGGUGUAGAGGUGACUAUGGGAGGUUGGAUCGUCACGUUCAUAAUCCGAGAACGUCAAGGCGGACCGAACGCUGGUUAUAUCUCGUCCGGAUACUUCGGAGGCAUAACUGUCGGACGUCUUUGCCUGGUCUGGAUCAAUCAGAAGAUCGGUGAACGACGCGCCCUUUUCCUCUACGGAAUCAUUGGCAUCGCCUUGGAAGCUACGGUCUGGGCUGUGCCUUCGUUGAUUGAAAACGCCGUCGCCGUUUCCUUCAUAGGCGUGCUCAUGGGUCCUAUGUACCCCAUCCUCGUCAACUACGCCAAAGACGUCCUUCCUCGCUGGCUGCUGACGGGCGCUUUGGGGUGGAUUGUGGGCAUCGGACAGUCAGGGAGUGCGGCAUUACCGUUUAUCGCGGGUCUGUUGGCGGCGAACUACGGGAUUGGAUCGUUGCAGCCUUUGUUGAUGUCUAUGAUGAUUGUGAUGGUUGGAGUGUGGGCUUUGGUUCCGAAGGCGCAGAGGAGGGUGGAUUGAAGGUGGUGUUCCAUACGUUUUGACCAUAGAGACUAUAGAAAAUAGAGUUUCGAAUAUGCUCUAGUGAGUACUAUCUUCUGCGUUCUGACUUCCCUCGAUUCCUUUCUCGCAUACUAUUUUGAGCAAUUCGUGUGGCGCAUGUCUUGGAAAUUUGGGGUGUGGAGGCAGUAUAGAAUUAGUGUUCGUGUAUUGUUGGUCCUAUCUGGGUUCUACUCUUCUUCGAUGCCAGUCGAGCAGAAGACGAGUUAUAUUUCC